Molecule: messenger RNA, 2290 nt
Organism: Austrofundulus limnaeus
Lineage: Eukaryota; Metazoa; Chordata; Actinopteri; Cyprinodontiformes; Rivulidae
Gene: tph1a
Product: tryptophan hydroxylase 1 (tryptophan 5-monooxygenase) a
Exons: 10
Coding region: 69-1595 (508 amino acids)
Biological process (GO): aromatic amino acid metabolic process; serotonin biosynthetic process
Cellular component (GO): neuron projection
Molecular function (GO): iron ion binding; tryptophan 5-monooxygenase activity
Source: RefSeq, a predicted model, not a curated record
AGAUAUAAAUGAACUGAUUUCAGCAGAGAGAGAAAAAAGAGCUUCUAGGAAAAGUGGAGCUCUUUAACAUGUACUCAAACAAAGUUGAGGGGCCACGCAGAGGAAGAUCCUUUGACUCCAUGAACAUAGGCUUUGAGGAAAAACUGCUGAACAAUGAGAUAAACAAAUCAACCUUCACAAAGAUUGAAGAAAACACAGAGAAGAAGAACACGCCAGAGAAAGGAAGAGCAACUGUUAUCUUUUCCCUCAAGAAUGAAGUGGGAGGACUGGUGAAGGCGCUCAAACUCUUCCAAGAAAACCAUGUCAACCUUGUCCACAUCGAGUCCAGAAAAUCCAAAAGACGCAACUCCGAGUUUGAAAUCUUUGUGGACUGUGACAGCGACCACGAACAACUGAAGGAGAUCAUCCAGCUGCUGCGGAAGCAUGUGAACGUGGUGGAAAUGGACCCUCCAGAUAACUCCUGCCUACUCGAGGAAGGUGAGGCGGCAUCUCCACAUCUCCAAAUGUUGUGUUUGAAACAGAAUAUUUACAGUUGCAAUCGUUUUUUUAUAUUGUUUUCAGAUAUGUAUGACGUACCUUGGUUUCCAAAGAAAAUUUCCGACUUGGACAAAUGUGCCAACCGUGUCCUGAUGUACGGCUCUGAGCUGGACGCUGACCAUCCAGGUUUCAAGGACAAUGUUUACCGGAAAAGGCGAAAGUAUUUUGCGGAUCUUGCCAUGGCAUACAAACAUGGAGAUCCCAUCCCUCGCAUCGAGUUCACAGAGGAGGAAGUGAAGACCUGGGGUGUCGUGUACAGGGAGCUCAACAAGUUGUACCCCACCCAUGCCUGUCGGGAGUACUUGAAGAACUUGCCGCUGCUGUCCAAAUACUGUGAAUGUCAGGAGGACAACAUCCCGCAGCUUGAAGACGUCUCUCGCUUCCUCAAAGAACGAUCCGGAUUCACCAUCAGACCUGUGGCGGGUUACCUGUCUCCUCGUGACUUCCUUGCUGGUUUGGCCUUCCGUGUUUUCCACUGUACCCAGUAUGUCCGGCACAGCUCCGACCCCUUAUACACCCCGGAGCCGGACACGUGCCAUGAACUGCUGGGUCAUGUCCCGCUGCUGGCAGAGCCUAGCUUUGCUCAGUUCUCGCAGGAGAUCGGUCUCGCUUCCCUCGGCGCCUCAGACGACUCGGUCCAGAAACUGGCCACAUGCUAUUUCUUCACGGUGGAGUUUGGGUUAUGCAAACAGGAAGGGCAGCUGCGGGCGUAUGGAGCCGGCCUGCUGUCAUCUAUCAGUGAGCUUAAGCACGCUCUUUCUGGUAAUGCAAGGAUCAUGCCUUUUGACCCAAAAGUCACUUGCAAGCAGGAAUGCAUCAUCACAACAUUUCAGGAUGUCUACUUUGUGUCCGACAGCUUUGAGGAAGCCAAAGUCAAAAUGAGGGAAUUUGCCAAGACCAUCAAGCGUCCCUUCACAGUUCGGUAUAACCCGUACACCCAGAGCGUGGACGUGCUAAAAGACACUCCCAGCAUCAACAGUGUGGUGGAGGAGCUGCGGCACGAGCUCGACAUAGUGGGCGAUGCUCUCAGUCGGCUCAACAAGCAGCUGGGGAUCUGAUUGUCCCACAGUUCUGCUGAAGUUACACUCACCAUGUCACCCGCAGCUUUGCAGUAGAGAUUGUGCAUUGUUGGUUUUUGUGUGUUUUUUUGUCAGUAUAAUGAAUGUACACCACUUUGUGGCUAAAUGCUCUGUCCUCCUCUCUGUUUGGCUUACUCACAUGAUGUAUUUAGGUUUUAAUGUCAGUUUCACAAACCCAAAGAUUUGUUUAAUCUAAGGCACUUUUUUUUGCUUCCGAUGUGUUUGGAUUGUACUGGAUUCUGUAUCAAUGUGGUUUCAUGGUACUUCAGUACACUUUAAUAACACCACCACCUGUUACCAACACUAAAUGACAACACUUCCUGCUUUGUGUAUGAUCUUGUGAUUUGUUCUUCCCUUCUUCCCUUCAGUGAUAAAUGUAUGGUGUUUGUACUCUUUUGUUUGUAUCCUGGUAUUCUUUGUGUGCUGCUGAAGGAAAUUAUGAAAGACAAAACUUUAACUCACCAGUGUUAAAAUGAUGCUUUCAGAAUUGAUUAUGGCAGAUUUGACCAAUGUACGCAGUUUAUUUUACAGUGAUGUUUUGAACUCUUCUUUGAGUGAAUAUAUCUGUAGUGGUCAGUAUAUUAAAACCUUAUUUUUCUACUGUUAAAAAAAUAUAUAGAAAAUGUAACUAUGCUAUCUGUCACACUAAAAUAAUAAAAAAAAACUGAGUUGUA